UUUCAGCCAAAAGCCAAGAAGACAAAGGGAAAGAAGGUGGCCCCAGCCCCUUAUGCAGCAAAGACUGCUGCACCAAAGAAAGUGGUUAACCCACUCUUUGAGAAGCGACCCAAGAACUUUGGUAUUGGCCAAGACAUCCAACCAAAACGUGACUUGACGCGUUUUGUGAGGUGGCCAAAGUAUGUACGUCUGCAGAGGCAGAAGGCUGUCCUGUACCAACGUCUGAAGGUUCCACCUAGCAUCAAUCAGUUUUCUCAAGCACUUGACCGACAGACAGCUACUCAACUUUUCCGUCUUCUGAACAAGUACCGACCUGAAAACAAGGAGGAGAAGAAAGCCCGCCUCCGUGACCGUGCAGAGAAGACAGCUAAAGGCGAGGAAAGUGCCCCAACAAAGCGUCCACCUGUUGUACGUCAAGGUAUAAACACCGUCACCUGCUUGAUUGAAUCCAAGAAGGCUCAGCUGGUGGUCAUCGCUCAUGAUGUUGAACCACUGGAGAUUGUGAUGUGGCUUCCAGCCCUCUGCCGUAAGAUGGGUGUCCCAUACUGCAUUGUAAAAGGCAAAGCCCGCCUGGGACAGGUUGUUCACAGGAAGACCUGUACCUGCCUAGCUUUCACCCAAGUCAACAGUGAGGACAAGGGCUCCCUCAACAAGCUCAUUGAUGCUGUCCGAACCAACUACAAUGACAGAGGAGAUGAGAUCCGUCGCCACUGGGGAGGUGGACAUGUUGGAAAGAAGAGUCAAGCAAAGAUAGACAAAUUUGAACGACUCAAGGCAAAGGAACUUGCUAGCAAAGUUUAAAAGAGAAUAAAAAUACUGUAAUGCUCGCCAACAUAAAUCAUCUUUUUGCUCUGUAAAAAUAAAAUUAAAAAGAGAAAGAAGUCA
Anneissia japonica is the source of this 885-nucleotide messenger RNA. Its product is annotated as 60S ribosomal protein L7a-like. The annotation marks the transcript as partial. The record is from RefSeq and is a predicted model, not a curated record. NCBI's taxonomy places the organism in Eukaryota, Metazoa, Echinodermata, Crinoidea, Comatulida, Comatulidae. Gene Ontology annotation, cellular component: ribonucleoprotein complex. Gene Ontology annotation, biological process: ribosome biogenesis. The transcript has 4 exons.